Messenger RNA from Tinamus guttatus (white-throated tinamou), 1020 nucleotides. NCBI's taxonomy places the organism in Eukaryota, Metazoa, Chordata, Aves, Tinamiformes, Tinamidae. The record is from RefSeq and is a predicted model, not a curated record.
GCCUAUGCACUGGAAGGGAAUCUGGAGCUGGAGUUGGUGAGAACAGCCUGCAUGUGCAAAGUGGUGAUCUGCUGCCGGGUAACUCCACUGCAGAAGGCACAGGUAGUGGAGCUGGUGAAGAAGUAUAAGAAGGCUGUGACCCUGGCAAUCGGAGAUGGAGCCAAUGAUGUCAGAAUGAUCAAAACUGCCCACAUUGGGGUUGGCAUGAGUGGCCAGGAGGGGAUGCAGGCGGUCUUGUCCAGUGACUUCUCCUUUGCACAGUUCCGUUACCUCCAGCGCCUGCUCUUAGUCCAUGGCCGGUGGUCCUACAUCCGCAUGUGCAAGUUCCUCAAAUACUUCUUCUAUAAGAAUUUUGCCUUCACAUUAGUGCAUUUCUGGUAUGGUUUCUUCUCCGGCUUCUCAGCGCAGACUGUAUAUGAUGAGUGGUUCAUUACGCUUUACAAUUUGGUAUAUACCUCCCUCCCGGUGCUAGGAAUGAGCCUCUUUGAUCAGGAUGUGGAUGAUCGCUGGAGUAUGCUAUUUCCUCAGCUCUAUGUGCCUGGACAGCAAAACCUCUACUUUAACAAAAUAGUGUUUGUCAGCUGCAUGUUGCAUGGGAUCUACAGUUCCCUCAUCCUCUUCUUCAUCCCUUAUGGGGCAAUGUACAAUACAAUGAGAAGCGAUGGGAAAGCUAUUGCUGACUAUCAAUCCUUUGCACUCAUGGCCCAGACCUGCCUACUGAUUGUGGUGUCUGUACAGAUUGGCUUGGACACUGCUUACUGGACAGUUGUGAACCAGUUCUUCAUCUGGGGCAGCCUUUCUGUUUACUUUGCCAUCACCUUCACCAUGUAUAGUGACGGCAUGUACCUGAUCUUGACAGCCUCGUUCCCCUUUGUUGGUACGACUCGAAACACCCUCAGCCAACCAAAUGUGUGGCUAGCAAUCUUCCUCAGCAUCAUCCUCUGUGUGCUGCCUGUAGUUGGCUAUCGUUUCCUGAAGACUCGGUUAAAGCCCACUCCCAGUGAUAAAGUAAGGAGAUAA